Coffea eugenioides is the source of this 2675-nucleotide messenger RNA. RefSeq lists its product as uncharacterized. The coding region runs from base 161 to 2512 and encodes 783 amino acids. Gene Ontology annotation, molecular function: sphingomyelin phosphodiesterase D activity. The record is from RefSeq and is a predicted model, not a curated record. The transcript has 5 exons. NCBI's taxonomy places the organism in Eukaryota, Viridiplantae, Streptophyta, Magnoliopsida, Gentianales, Rubiaceae.
UCUUUUCUUAAACCUUUCCCAUUUUCCCCUUUUUCUCACAUACAACACACAGUUCUAUCACCACAUAAACUGCACACAUACCCGCAGAGCACACACUUACUCUGUAUAAUUACACACUCGCACCCUACGGUAUAGACGAAGACGAGAAGUUUUAUGAGCGAUGAUUGGGCAUUCGUACGGUAUGGAUGCACAGGCGAAGGCGACGGAGCUGGAGACGACGAUCCUAGCUGCGGCGUCGCCGCCACAGAUAGCCGCUGCGUGUAGCGGAGUGGAGGCUUUCUUACAAAAGCAUACGCCGGACCAGUCCCGGUGGUUCUUCUCCAUCACUUUUCCCACCCUAAUUUGUAAAACUUUUGGCUUCGAUGAGUCGUCUUUGCCUUCCAAAUCUCAGUCCCCGAACGGUUGGAUCGAUAUCGCUAUGCUUUCUGGAGAUUCUGAGCUCGCUGGUAAAAUUUUCGGCUUAUUAUCACCAAAUGGAGUGUUGAUGUCCUCCAUUUCAGCUGUUGAUAGACUCUCUCUAGUAAAAUAUGUGUUUCCAAUUGAAAGAUUACCUGAAUGGGUUCGGUAUAUGCUUCAGAACAAGCGAGACUGUCAGGUUUUGAUGGAUUUAUGUCCAUUAUUCAGGAACAAGGUUAAGGAGGAUUCACUUAAGGGCUCGCCUUGCCAAGUUCAGUUGAAUGUUUUGGAGUAUUUCUUGUUUUGGUUUGUUUACUACCCUGUCUGCAAGGGCAGUAGUGAUGGUCCAGAUGGUGCGAGAGUUCGGAGAAGUAGGAAAUUUAGGUUGGAGAAUUGGGCUUAUUCUAUUCCGGGGUUGUGCAGCAGUAAACGUGGAAUGGAGCAAAAAAAUGAUGUCAAUUUGUAUUGUCGUCUACUGUAUGCUUAUUUUCGUGCUUUUGUGCCUAUGGUUGAUUUGAGUGCUCAUCAACCUUAUCGCAGUUCUCUACUUCAUUAUUCAUGGGGACAUGAUACCUCAGUUAUUGAAAGAGCAGAGUUUUUGGUCAAUUCCUUGAUACAUUUUUGGUUGGUUCAUAAUGAUUUCUCACCUCUGCCCGUGAGUUUGUGCAAGUCAUAUGGUGUGACUUUACCUUUCCGGUCAAUUUUUGGUGAAACUCCGCCUACUUCCGGAUUGGGUGAAGUAAUUACUUUGUUUGUUAAGUAUCUCACUCUUAAUUCAGUUCUUUGUAUUGAGGGGCAUGACAAGUUUGGAUGCAAUGGAUAUCCUCCACGGAAGGUUUCAGGUUCUGUUGAUGUGAUUAAUUCAAAGGAAAUUACACUAGAUUUCACCUCCAACAAUUCUUGGAACAUAUGGGUUCAGAGGCCAUUAUAUAGAUUUGUAUUGAGAACAUUUCUAUUUUGCCCAGUAGAAAGUUCUAUAAAGAAUGUUUCUCAAGUAUUCACUGUCUGGGUUACUUACAUGGAACCUUGGAAAGUUAACUUGCAGGAGUUUGCAGAGCUUGAUGCCACACUGGGAAUGCCUCAAAAGAGUACAUCUGAGGUUACUCAAACGUCUGAAAAUGGUUAUUCAACUGCCUGGCAAACUUAUGUGCUGGCUAAUUAUCUGUAUUAUAGCUCUUUGGUUAUGCACUUUUUUGGUUUUGCACAUAAGUUCCUUCAUACAGAUCCAGAAGUCAUUAUACAGAUGGUUUCCAAGGUGAUAAACCUUUUAACUUCAUCGACAGAGCUGAUGGAUCUCAUAAAAAUUAUGGACACUGCUUAUCAUUCAAAACCAACAGGGUCAUCCAAAUUAGUGCCUAAUGCCUUAUAUAGUUUUGUUCCAGCAAUCCGCGAGCAAUUACAGGACUGGGAAAAUGGUCUAUGUGAGACAGCUGCGGAUGGAUCAUUUUUGCAUGACAACUGGAACAAAGAUUUACGACUUUUUAGCGGGGGUGAGGAUGGUGGACAACAAUUACUUCAGCUCUUUGUGUUGCGAGCAGAGUCUGAGCUACAAGCUAUAUCUGGGGACAAUGUUGCACAAAGCCUCAAGUGUCUAGACUCUCUCAAAGCCCAGCUAAGCUGCUUAUUUGGCGGGCCAAUAUUGGGGUCAUCUUCCAGAACGCCAGAGAAAAGAGAGCAUGUUCAUACUCGUGAUGAAAUGUUCCGACCCAGAAGUUUUGGCCACCAUAUGGUGUCUGAAGUCAAGUACAAGGGUGAUUGGAUGAAGCGCCCCAUAUCUGAUGAUGAAAUUGCAUGGCUGGCAAAGCUUCUUGUGGAUUUAUCGGCAUGGUUGAAUGAAAGUCUUGGCUUAAACCAGGUGAACAGCAGCCAAGGGUGGCCUGCUUGGUCUUAUGUGGAUUUGUCAGGUAAUGCAGGAAACGUAUCGGGAUUUAUGGAUACCAUGAAAAUUGUGUUCCUUUCAUUGUUCUCCUGGUUUACUGCAUUCGGCAAGGCAGGGUUAAUGUUUAUGCGAAAGCGUGGUCUGAAGGUGAACCUCCGAAUAUUAGCUUCAAAGAAGAUAGUGAUGGUGCUUCUUAUGGUUGCUGCUUUUAGCAUUUCGCGUAAAGCUUUUUCCUAGGUUAUAUACAUGUAUAUAAGAGGAAGAUGAUAAUCACAAAGAAUGAAUAGAAUAUGCAAGAAAUUUGUGGAAGGUUUUGUAAUCUCUGUGCAGUUUGUAAUUAUAAUGUGAGGUCUGUGUAGCUUGAAAGUUUUGUACACCGAAUACAGUUGCUGCUUAUAAA